UAAAAGGGCCAUAUGACCCCAAACCCCUCGACGUGUUCUCCCCGCCCACACCCACUUCCUCUGCCAUCGCCUCGCCGCUCCUUCCUUCCUUUCUUCCUCCCUCCCAUCUGGUCAGAUUCGAUUCCACGGCCGCCUCGAUCGCCGGGAGCCAUGACCCCUGCGACGCUCCUCGAUCGGACGCCGUCGGAAGGCGAAACACGCCAGCGCCGCCCGCCGCAGCACGAUAGCCGCGCUUCCGGUGCCGUGAAAAGCUCGAGGACGGACGAGAGGGGGCCGGACGCAGGCCAUGAGCUCGGCGACGUCCGGGCCGCGACGGUGGCGGAGGAGGCCGCGGCGGCGGAGAGCGGGCGAGAGAGGCUGAAGCGGCACAGGACGGAGAUGGGCGGGCGGGUUUGGAUCCCGGAGAUCUGGGGGCAGGAGAGCCUCCUCAAGGACUGGACCGACGGCUCCGUCUUCGACCGGCCCCUGGUCCCCAAAGGGCUGACGUCGGCGCGUGAGGCGCUGGUCCAGGAUUGCCGCCGAACCAACUCCACCGCCUGCCUGAUUAGGAUUAAUCCAUGCUGAUCUCUUUAAUCAGGUCCGGUUAAUGCUAAUUGCUGCUGAUUAUUUCCGAUCAAACUAAUUAAAUACUUUCUCUUCUUGGAAAAGCUAAAAAUACAGAGUAUAUACAUCUAUAUUUUGAAUAUACAGUGUACUUUAUCCAAAUUAUAUCAUUUUGAUAAGUCAAUAAAUCACGUCGUUAAUUUAUAAAAGCAUAAUAAUCGCGCCAAGUCAAGCUGGUUGAAACUUUGAAUUGGUUAGUGAACUUGUUAGUGUAAGCUUGUUUGUUGUUUUCAGAGUUUUUUCGUUUAUUUACAAGUAUGAUACAUGAUUUGUUAAUGAAUCUGCACAAUCUUUGUUCAUGGAUGAUCCCGUUUGGAAGCUGAGUCGGAUGAAGGCGAUCGCGGUGUCGUCGGUGUUGACGGAAAGUCGUCGGGCCUCUUGGAUGACUUGUCAACCCGCCGAAAGGCUCCCACGAGCGGAUGACGAUGGAGGUGAUGAAACUGCUGAUCCUGCGCAUACUCAGACGAGUCCCCUCCACGUUAGAGGCCAAAAACCAGGGAAAAAGUCCCCGGGUCAGACCCUCCGACGCUCAAGUCAGAUUGCCCAGCUGACAGACUUGCUGACUCGGAAGGAUGAGGCCCUACUGGCGAUGACUGAAAGCAGAGAUUUUCAAGCUCCCCUUACUCGCGAAAUGGAAGGACUCUGGUUGACGGCCAAAUCACGAACUCGGGCCAAAGUGGCCCUCAAGCUUAAGGCUCAAUCAGACUUCCAAAGCCAGGUUCAUUAUAUCAUUUACCUUAAGAUGAAGCACGAGGAUGAGGUGACUCUCCUGAAAGAAGAAGGGCGUAUAAAGGAUGAAACUAUUGGCCAACUGAAAAACUCCCUUAAACUUGUUGAGGAGGAACUAGCCCAAGCAAGGGCUCAUUUAGAAAGCAGGGGUCAGGCUUCUGGAUCCGGUAGCAAUGUAAACCUCUAAAAAAUGUUCACCUUUUUAACGAAAAAAACAUGUUUCUUGGAUUCCGUUCAUGGUGUAGCCCCAUGUCCUCUUGCUCUGAUAUCA
This is a messenger RNA of Zingiber officinale, 1603 nucleotides long. RefSeq lists its product as uncharacterized. The coding region runs from base 902 to 1519 and encodes 205 amino acids. NCBI's taxonomy places the organism in Eukaryota, Viridiplantae, Streptophyta, Magnoliopsida, Zingiberales, Zingiberaceae. The record is from RefSeq and is a predicted model, not a curated record. The transcript has 2 exons.